GCGUAUUCGGCGACAUAACUGUACGGCUUUCUGGACGUUUCCAUGAUGUUUUUGUAGGAAUCUUUGCAGUUGCAUCUGCUCUUUCGCAGUAGGCGAUGCCUCACCGAUGUUGUUACGCUACCGUACCGGUGAUUUCGUGAGAAGGGUGCUGAAGUGCGAGGGCACGUGAAUUGUGAGGAAAGGUCCACGGCAUUGUCGGAGUCCGCUGAACUACGCGUGUAGUGCUUUGGCUGCGUGACACUCAACUGACGUCUGUGCAUGAUAAGGGCUGGGGUGGGAAUAGGUCAGGUUAGGAGGCGAAUGUGUUCAGAAUUUUCGAUUUCAGGAUGCCUGUUACGCGAUCACAGUUCAAGCUGAAGCGGCGAUCUCCGUCGGGCGAUGAUCCUGUUUGUGAAUUUAAUUCUUCUAACGAAGAUCAGGAAGAAAUCGAGCUUGAAUCCGAGCUAGAGAAGGCCCUCCAGCAAGACGAAGGAUCGGAGCAGGAAUACUCAGACGAAUCGUGUGAGUCUGAAUCAAAUGUUAGCGAUGAAGCAAUGGAAUCUGAAGAUGAAGAUAGUGUCAUCGACGAAAUGGACAACGAGGAAGAUGGGAAUGCUAGUGGUAUCAGCAAUUCAAAGUUUGCCCUCCUCGUGAAGAAGCUCGAAGAGUGUUUGACGUCGGACGAAGCGAAUGAAAAGGGAGUCGUGAGUUUACUAGCAGAACUGGACAACAGAAUUUCUUCGUAUCUUCAAGUUGCGCUCGUUCCCAGAACCGAUGGUUCGGAGGAAGAUGCCGUUGAGCUGCUGCGUCAAUUCGAACAGAGUAUCGAAAUUCUCACGAAAAUGGUUCACCAGAAACCUUCCGACUCAGCGUCAGUGGAGAAAGCUGCCGAAGUUUUGAAUAAUUUUGCGGCGAUAGAAAAGGGAACGUGUGCGCUGCAGGCGAGUGUCAAUACUGCAUGUCUGAGUCUCUAUCUAUCGGAUGAAGAAAAGCUCAUCAAUUUAAUUCAAAACUUCGGAAGCACUAUGAAAACGGCCCCUGGUAGCAAAUGUACGUUCAUCACGCGAGAGAUCAUACAAAGUCUUGAUGCCAAGGCGAAGGAAGGCCAUCAUAUCACCGAUAUUUUUGUUACGAACCUGAUGACUUUGUUGGAAUCCCUACCGCAACCCGAGUUCAACGACAAAAAAAGAAAAAGAGGUUCUUACGAACAUGGACUCGACCGACUGUGGACUGCAUUAAUAUGCGGUGUGGACUUGAAAUCCUCCUCCAGUUCUUCGACCAUACCCUUGAAUACUUACAAUUCCAGAAGACUUCUUAUUUGGUUACCCACCAAAGUAUUCCCGUGCUUGCACAAUGCACAGAUUGCCGCAGAUUUUUUGCAGUCCUAUUUUCAUCAAGGAGGAAUUUAUUCAUUUUUGGCAUUGGAAGGGAUCUUUAUUUUGAUGACCAAAUAUCACUUGGAAGUUCCGAAGUUUUACCAAAAACUGUACGGGUUAUUGAACGCAAGUUUGUUCUCUAGCAAGUAUAGGAAUGUUUAUUUCAAAAUGCUCGACCGAUUUCUGUCUUCAGCAUACUUGCCGGAUUACCUCGUAAGAUCGUUCGUCAAGAAAUUCUCCCGCCUUGCCCUGGGAGCUCCAUGCGAUGCGCUUUUCGGACUGCUACCGAUUAUCCUCAAUCUCAUCAUUCGAUUUCCUUCGUUGAAAUCGUUGGUUGAUGCAGAGAAUCAAACUGAUUCUGCAGAUGAUCCAUUCGAUGCGAAUGAACCUGAUCCCAUGAAAAGCAAUGCGAACAACUCUUGUCUAUGGGAGGUGAAAACUUUGACGCAGCACGCAGUUCCGAUUGUUGCAGAACUCGCACUUGCGAGUUUGCGAAGACCGCUUCCGAAGCAAGAGUCAGAUCUUUCGAGGAGAAUAAAUACGACGUCGGAAUUCGUCUUCAAGUCCGUCACAACGAAAGUUGUACCUCCUGAUGUGGCACUAUCUAUAUCUUGUCAAGCAGACUUCUUCAAAAUUGGCUUUGAUUGAUGCCGUUCUGUCUGAUGGAAGGAAAUAUGAACUUUCUGCCAAGCGGUAAA
Messenger RNA from Notodromas monacha, 2053 nucleotides. Lineage: Eukaryota; Metazoa; Arthropoda; Ostracoda; Podocopida; Cyprididae. The record is from the annotation of a GenBank genome assembly.